This is a messenger RNA of Rhododendron vialii, 1929 nucleotides long. Its product is annotated as proline dehydrogenase 2, mitochondrial-like. Lineage: Eukaryota; Viridiplantae; Streptophyta; Magnoliopsida; Ericales; Ericaceae. The record is from RefSeq and is a predicted model, not a curated record. Bases 68 to 1603 code for a protein of 511 amino acids. Gene Ontology annotation, cellular component: mitochondrion. The transcript has 4 exons. Gene Ontology annotation, molecular function: FAD binding; proline dehydrogenase activity.
ACGAAGACUUGGUAAAACAUUACUCUACUAGAGAGAGGGAGCGAGAGAGAGAGAGAGCGAACAUUUGAUGGCCAACCGUUUUGUCUCUCCAAAAAAACUCCUCCAAACAGCCCGCCUCCGCUCUCUCUCCACCCGCCCCCUCAACUCCGCCGCCCCCUCCUCCCUCACCGCCGCCUCCCCCCUCACCUUAGAAGAAAAACCCAUCACCACCACCACCACCACCACAACCACCCGUUUCACCACCACCUCUUCAAACUCGAUCAUCAAUCUUGAUGACACCAAGUCCCUCUUCUCGUCCGUCUCCACCACGAAGCUCCUCCGGUCGGUGAUCAACCUCCACGCGGCCGCCGUCGAGCCUAUGGUCGAUCUGGGCAUGUGGGUUAUGAACUCCAAGCUCAUGGAUACGGGUUUGCUGCGCGGGGUGAUCAGGCACACGUUUUUCGAGCACUUUUGCGCCGGUGAGAACCCAGCCGAGGCGUGCAGGAAAGUGAGCGAGAUUUCGGAUUCUGGGCUCAGAGGGAUGCUGGUUUACGCGUUGGAACAUGCGGGUGAUAACGAGUCGUGUGAUCGGAAUCUGGAUGGGUUUCUUCGGACGGUUGAAGCCGCGAAAUCGCUGCCCCGAUCUUCUGUAAGCUGUGUGAUAGUGAAGAUCACUGCAAUUUGCCCCAUUGGUUUGCUCAAAAGAGUAAGUGAUCUACUGAGAUGGGAAUACAAAAAUGAAUCUUUCCAACUUCCAUGGAAGCUCAACACCCUUCCGAUUUUCUCCGAUUCCAGCCCAUUUUAUCACACACCAAGAAAACCAGACCCUUUAACCCAAGACGAAGAGCAAGACCUCUACUUAGGCCAUCAGAGACUGCAAGAACUUUGUGAAAAAUGCUUAGAAGCCAAUGUCUCUUUAUCAAUCGAUGCAGAGGACACCUCCGUUCAACCCUCGAUCGAUUACUUCACUUAUUCAGCCGCAAUCAGGUACAACAAGGACGAUAACCCUAUCGUUUACGGGACGAUUCAAUCUUAUUUGAAAGAUGCCAAGGAAAGAUUGCACUUGGCUUCAAGUGCCGCGGAGAAAAUGGGAGUGCCUAUGGGGUUUAAGUUGGUUAGGGGAGCUUAUAUGUCUAGUGAAAGGAAACUAGCUUCUUCUUUGGGAGUUGAGUCCCCUAUCCACAACACUAUUGAUCAAACACAUGCAUGUUUCAAUGACUGUGCCACUUUCAUGCUUGAGAAGACAGCGAAUGGCUCCGGUGCUGUUGUUCUUGCAACCCACAAUUUAGAAUCUGGAACCAAGGCAGCAGAGAAAGCGCGAGAACUGGGGAUCGAAAAGGAAAAACAGAAGCUUCAAUUUGCUCAGCUGUAUGGAAUGGCUGAUACACUUUCCUUUGGCCUGAGAAAUGCUGGGUUCCAAGUUAGCAAGUAUAUGCCUUUCGGACCUGUGGAGCUAGUUAUGCCUUACCUUCUUAGGAGAGCUGAAGAAAAUAGAGGGCUCUUAUCUGCAUCCACACUUGACAGACAACUCUUGAGGGGAUCGGAUUUUCAAACGUUAUAUGUUUAUAUUUCUUCUGGUUACAGGAAGGAGUUGCAGAGGAGACUGAAAGCUGCAAUUCUUUAAGGUGUGAAAUUGGUGAGAAGGCGAUUAGUUUCAAACAACCACCAAGCUGGAAACUCGAUCAGCAUUACAUGGAGAAAUAAGAACUAGCUUUGGGUCUUUUGUGGGUUCUCUCAUUGUGUUUGUGGGGGAUUAUUGCUCACCAAAGGGAUACUUGGAACAUUGUUUCCAGUAUCAUUUGAAUGCCAAGCAACAAGUUAACAUGGAUUUCAGCCUUCCAUUAUUUCCAAGCUGAUGAUAUAUCAGUGUGUUUGUUUAUAACUUGAACUUGAAUGGAAGAAGGAGGAUCCGUGUGUUGUUGUGAUGAAUAAAAUCUCUUUGUACAUGCA